Molecule: messenger RNA, 2005 nt
Organism: Panonychus citri (citrus red mite)
Lineage: Eukaryota; Metazoa; Arthropoda; Arachnida; Trombidiformes; Tetranychidae
Exons: 3
Coding region: 157-1866 (569 amino acids)
Source: RefSeq, a predicted model, not a curated record
AGUUUGCCUGAUGGAAGAAAAAAGAAUUUUCAAAUAUUCUAUUUGGGAAGAUUUUCUCUUUUGAUGAAGACAAAUGAUGAUGAUGAUGUUUUCGGAAUUAAAAGGAUCGAACGAUGAAAAGGGGAAUAAACACCAAUAAAAGUUGCCAUUUCUACUAUGGGGAUUUCUCAUUGUUGUUCUUCACAUUAUCUCAAUAUGGUACCAACUCUACGAUUACCUAGUGCCCUUAGUGGAAUCACUUUAGCUCAAUUAGUUGUGAUCGUAACCCUUUUACCCUUUAGUUUUCAAUCAAAAUAUAAAGAUAGUCAACUUGUAAUCUAUUCAAAUGGUCCAUGUUUGAUGAUCCGUUUCUUUGAAUCCCAGUCAACAGAUUUGACGCCAUCUUUUCCCUCUUUUCCCUCAUUAAGACCUUUGGAGGUGCCAUUAAAAAUUGCCGGUAAAAAUUGUUCUCAAAAUGAUCCAGGAUGGAUUACAUCAGUUGAUUACUUUAUGGAUCCAGUUACCUUGGACUUUCAUCUAAUUUGGGCUGAUUCAGAUAGUUCAACUCUAUGGACUGGUCGGGUUAAUUCAACAAAUUACCAUAUAAGUGAUGUGAAGCAAUUACGUGAUAAUAAUGAUAUGCUUAUUGGAGCUCGUGUGAGAAGUUUAAUUGUUGAUUCUGGAAAGAUGUUCAUUAGCCUUCCAUAUUUACAUCGAAUUGAAAUGUACGAUCUCAUUGGUGGUUUAUCGAUUGCUCAAAAAAAGUCAAAUUCAUUUUCGAUUAAUCUAAACCGAACCAUCUUAUCUGAAGAUACUGAGAAAAUAGGAAAAGUGCUUUAUAAUGUAGAUGAAGAUAAAUUAUUUUGGAUCGAAGAAAAUAAGUGUCUAUGGUUUGGAACUCCAAGCUCACAGAAAAUUAUGGACAGAAAACGGCUCAUGUGUACCAAUUCCCUAACCGAUGGAUUAAUUUAUUCUGCUGUUAUCGAUUCAGAGACGGGCGAUAUUUACGUUUUCAGUGGUAAAGGCAAAAUAGAACGUCUUUCUGGUCCUAAUUGGUCCCAACGAACUACAGUUAUAUCAAAUUGUUUAGCCGAGGAAAAGUAUCAAUAUGCUAAAUUUUACACUAUCAAGAUGAUGAAAGAGAAAAAUUUUCUCAAAUUCUAUGCCAGUGAUACGCAACAUUACGCAUUCCGGCAAAUUAGUUUAAUCAAACGAUUCAAGACAGGAAACAACGAUGAGGGAGAUAACGAUGAAUAUAUUUUGGAUAAACAAAAUUCUGGAAUCUUAUUCACUGAUGCACCAAACAUUUAUGAUUUUAUUUUCCCUGGUGAUGAUAAAUCUAAAAGCAAAGUGAUCAGUUCACCAAGAGACCAAGAGAUGAUGAAUAAAGCGACACAAGCACAAGAUGAACAUGAUCUCGCAACUAUAAUAUACGAUGAAAAUUUGGAUCAAGAUGAAGAUUUGGACGCGAAUAAUGUUGCAAUUUCAUCAUCAUCGUCAUCUAGAAAGUAUCAAUCAAUGACAAGGCCCAAAUUAGAAUUAAUUAAUAAACAAGAUCUUCCGGAAUCAACUUCCUCCUCUAAGCUUUUCAGAAGAACGGAAUUACCUGUAAACAAUUUAGAUUCAAUUAAUUCCCUGUCCAAUAUUAUUGUGUCUUCUUCUUCAUCAUCACCAUCGCCCAUUGAAGGUUUACCUCCUCAAAUAACCUUAUUAACUGUAACAUCAUCAUCAACAAUUAUCUAUUGGCUUUACGGCUUCUUAUCGAUUGGGCUUAUUAUCGCCGUUGUUUGGAUUUUAUUAACUUUAAUUGGAUUAAAGCGAAAUUAUCAAAAAGUUUACACCGAUGAUAACAGUUUAAAGGAAAAUCUAACCAGCGUUAAAUAUUAAAGAGAAACAAAUUAACAACAAUUACCAGCUAAUACUUAAAUUAGAAAUCAAAAAUGUUUAAUUGCAAUUAUAAAUAAUAUAUAAAACAAAAUGUUAAAUGUAAAAUUUAUCAAUAGUAAUAAUAUAAUUAUCACCACAA